AUCCAAACAAAAGAAACCACCUUUAUAUCACGACGAGUGUCACGCCAAAGGGACACUUGUCCAUCUCUCUCUCUCUGACCCCUUUCAGGUAAAUAAAUCCAGAAGCUUUGAUUGUACGGAAGCUUGAUUUGAGAAGAGAGUAGUAAUGGGGUCUCGAUUAAACUUCAAGAGCUUUGUUGAUGGUGUGAGUGAGCAGCCAACGGUGGGGACUAGUCUUCCAUUGACGAGACAGAACUCCGUGUUUUCGUUAACCUUUGAUGAGUUUCAGAACUCAUGGGGUGGUGGGAUUGGGAAGGAUUUUGGGUCCAUGAACAUGGAUGAGCUCUUGAAGAACAUUUGGACUGCUGAGGAAAGCCACUCAAUCAUGGGAAACAACACUAGUUUCAACAACAUCAACAAUUCUAAUAGCGGAAACACUGUUAUUAACGGCGGUGGUAACAACAAUGGUGGGUUGUCUGGUGGAGUGGGAGGAGAAAGUGGUGGUUUUUUCACUGGUGGGAGUUUGCAGAGACAAGGGUCACUUACCUUGCCUCGUACGAUCAGUCAGAAAAGGGUUGAUGAUGUCUGGAAGGAGCUGAUGAAGGAGGAUGACAUUGGAAACGGUGUUGGUAAUGGUGGGACAAGCGGGAUUCCGCAGAGGCAACAAACGUUGGGAGAGAUGACUUUGGAGGAGUUUUUGGUCAGGGCUGGUGUGGUUAGGGAAGAACCUCAACCGGUGGAGAGUGUAACUAACUUCAAUGGCGGAUUCUAUGGAUUUGGCAGUAAUGGAGGUCUUGGGACAGCUAGUAAUGGGUUUGUUGCUAACCAGCCUCAUGAUUUGUCUGGAAAUGGAGUAGCGGUGAGACCGGAUCUGCUGACAGCUCAAACUCAGCCACUACAGAUGCAGCAGCCACAGCAGGUGCAGCAGCCGCAACAGCUGAUACAGAAGCAGGAGAGGCCUUUUCCCAAACAGACCACUAUCGCGUUUUCCAAUACUGUCGAUGUGGUUAACCGUUCUCAACCUGCAACACAGUGCCAGGAAGUGAAGCCUUCAAUACUCGGAAUUCAUAACCAUCCUAUGAACAACAAUCUACUGCAAGCUGUCGAUUUUAAAACAGGGGUAACGGUUGCAGCAGUAUCUCCUGGAAGCCAGAUGUCACCUGAUCUGACUCCAAAGAGCGCCCUGGAUGCAUCUUUGUCGCCUGUUCCUUACAUGUUUGGGCGAGUGAGAAAAACAGGUGCAGUUCUGGAGAAAGUGAUUGAGAGAAGGCAAAAAAGGAUGAUAAAGAAUAGGGAAUCAGCUGCAAGAUCCCGAGCUCGCAAGCAAGCUUAUACGAUGGAACUGGAAGCAGAAAUUGCGCAACUCAAAGAGUUAAAUGAAGAAUUGCAGAGGAAACAAGUUGAAAUCAUGGAAAAGCAGAAAAACCAGCUUCUGGAGCCACUGCGCCAGCCAUGGGGAAUGGGAUGCAAAAGGCAAUGCUUGCGAAGGACAUUGACGGGUCCCUGGUAGAGCUUAUAAUGGCGUCCAAGGAACUCAACAAAGAGCCGAAGUUAUAGAACAACUCAGAAAAUAGAAAGCUAGCUUUGUAUGUAGUUUAGGCAGGUGUUUCUGUGGGUGAUUGUAAAUCGUGAAGUGUGGCGGAUUUGACAGAGAUAGAUAAACACUCAUCUGUUCU
Messenger RNA from Arabidopsis arenosa, 1655 nucleotides. NCBI's taxonomy places the organism in Eukaryota, Viridiplantae, Streptophyta, Magnoliopsida, Brassicales, Brassicaceae. The record is from the annotation of a GenBank genome assembly.